Ostertagia ostertagi is the source of this 2670-nucleotide messenger RNA. NCBI's taxonomy places the organism in Eukaryota, Metazoa, Nematoda, Chromadorea, Rhabditida, Trichostrongylidae. The record is from the annotation of a GenBank genome assembly.
AUGAUCGCCUGCAGUCUUGGAUUUCUGCCAAUCGCCGAAGCACUGAUCCAGCACGGCGCUCUGAUUAUGGCUAGAGAUCUCAAGAAACGUACGGCUCUCUCCCAUGCUGUACUGAACGGACAGGAGCAUUGCGCUGCUAUGCUGUUGGCGAAAGGUGCUGAUCUACUGAAGGGUGAUUCGUCCGGAAAUACGCCUGCGCAUUAUGCUGCCGCCUACGGAUGGAUAGAAUGCCUGCGGUUGCUUGCAAGCGUGGAUCCUAGCUGCCUGAAGCAGGAGAACGAUUGGAAGCUCACGCCGCUUUCUAUCGCCUACUUGAAAGGUCAUUACGGUAUCGUCCGGUGGCUACUUGAAGAGAAGGCUUCCUUGGUUGACAUCAACGGAAAGGACAUGGAAGGAGUUACACUGCUCUCUUCGCUGCUUCGCUAUGCUAACGAGGAAACGCACAGUGAAUUGCCUGAACAAAUACAGUACCUGCUGUCACGUGGAGCAGACUGCUCAAUAGCGGACAGUAUGGGGAAUUCAAUAAUGCAUGUGUUUGCCGGCAUUAAAAUUCGUCUUCGUGAUCCCAAAGAUGGCCGGCAGGAUGGCAUGACUGAGCAGGAAUACCGGCAGUGUUUUGAGUCGAUCAUGAAGUACGGCGGAAAUGUGGAAUCGAAGAACGAAACGGAGGGAAACGGCUUGGUGAAACUCCCUUUACACAUCGCUUUGCAUUCGGCAAACCUGUUGCUGUUCCAGUGGAUGCUUGAGUAUGUUGAAGAUAUUAGAGGCGUGCUGGCGGGUACGUGGUCACCCAACUUUACUCUGCUUCAUAUGCUUCUUGAACUACCGAUGAAGGUGUGGUCGAACAACAGUCUAUGGCUUGAGGAAUCUCCACCGUCCGCGCAUCUCUACGAUGUGAUGCCCAUCAUCAACAACAUUCUUAUGGCUCGUAAUAAUCUUUCAGCUCUUCAAUUUCGAUCUUUUGGAAAAUUUAAGCAUUGUAAUGGAGAGCUCACUGUGUGGCUUCGGCAGCCAAACUCCAAUGGCCUUCAGCCAAUUCUUUACGCUGCAGAGGCUUACUCCAAACUUGACAAACCUCUUCAUUGUCAACCUGCUGAAGCUCAGAAUUUCGUCGAUUACGUGAAUCGGCUGUUCAUGUGGGGCUGUGAGCUGUGCCCGGACUGCCUGACAAUGGGGAAUCAAUGCCCAAGAAAUCUGACCAAGAGAUAUGGUUUUUCUAAAGACACUUCUGCAACUAGUUUGCCUUACAUAGCACUCAACAUCAGGCUGGAGAAUGGCAGUUUACAGCUACUGAAGACAAAUUUUGGAGAAAGCAGUUCAGAAGAAUGUCUUGGGAAUGUAUUGGCGUUGGAAGGCAAGGACGGCUUCGGGUUGGUGAUUACGGCGACGAAAAACGACCCAAAUGCUGCACGCCUGAUUCUUCAAACGACAAAGCAACACGGCAUUACGGAUGGAGUUCACAACGCCAUACUUCGCUAUGAAACCAAACCUAAAGAAAACGAAGAAGUAAAACCAGUGAACAAAUCGCUUGCAAUGCUGUUUGUCGAGCAGAAGUUCUUCGAUCUGGUGCAGGAAUUGCAGCUGAGCCCAGCAGAAUGGAAACAUAUUGAUGCCAAUGGCGACAACUUAUGGCAUUACGCUGCGAGAACACAGGAUCUGAGAGCUGUGGAUCUGUUCCGAUUUAUAGAGUCGAAAGGAAUUCCGAUGAAAGGAAAUAGUCAAGGAUUCACUCCAUUACAUGAGGCAGUCCAGUCGUGCGACUGCUCGGCAAACUCAGUCUUGGAGCCAAUUGAAUGGCUUGCUGCCAACACUUCGGACAUUCCUCGGGAUGUGGGCGCGCUGACAAGUGAACUCCGUGAUCCGAUUGCCGUGGUGUCGAUUCUCACUAGGAACAUGAACAAGCAACAACUCGACUGGGGUGACUGUGAAGGGAAUUCGGCACUUCAUUUGGCUGCUUUCAAGAAUGCCAACAUCUGUGCCGUAACGCUGAUUCGCAAAGGAGCCAGUGUAUCUGUCAAGAACAAGGAAGGGAAUAUACCUCUAGCGGUAGCAGUGCUGCAUGGUCGCCAAUCGGUCGCACUCACACUCAUUCAAGCGGACAGCUGUGUCACUGAGCAGGUAUUCCCUCCGAAACCGAUUGAGUACGGUAGAGAAGGCGGCUGUGUCGACGAUACCGGCCCAGGUGGUCGCCACCAAAUGGUGGAGCUGGAAGAAUGGUCUACAAACAUAACGUCAAUGGUGCAGCUGAUCGAUGCUUCGUUGAAAGAACGCCAGUACAAUUUAGCAAAUCAACUCCUAAAAUCUCUGAUAACCAGAGUAAACGGGAAAAAGCUGCCGCGUACGGAAUAUAACCUCUUGUUGACAUUCGCGGAACAUUUCCGAGGUGAUCUGGCCGAAGACGGUGUGGAACAGGCGGUUCUGAAUCGCCUAUACUCAUUGGGCUGUGAGAUCAUGAACGACGGUGUCAGUCUACCGAUUGAAGCGUCUGUUCGCCACGGCUCCUGGCCGCUCUACAGACAUUUCAAGGCACGUGCUGGGAAAGACUUCGCCUCACUUCGACCAGCUCAACCAACUCAAGGGCCCUUGAGGAACGCAGUUCUUCGGCUUUCGGAACGAUGUGAUGCUGAAUCCGAUGUUGUGCUGCGUGAACUCGCGUCAUUACCCCAUUUC